Messenger RNA from Sardina pilchardus (European sardine), 2894 nucleotides. RefSeq lists its product as uncharacterized. The record is from RefSeq and is a predicted model, not a curated record. The transcript is spliced from 6 exons. NCBI's taxonomy places the organism in Eukaryota, Metazoa, Chordata, Actinopteri, Clupeiformes, Clupeidae. Bases 830 to 1408 code for a protein of 192 amino acids.
GCUGCUUGCGCUGCUUCAACGGCAAGGAGCAGCAGGAAAACAAUGGGGUCUACAGGGAGAGCUCUGGGGAGCGAGCACUGCAAUUAGCGCUUGAGUGGGCAGCGCAACCAUUGGUGCAUCCUUUGCUCCCGGAACUACUGCCUCACCGGGGAUGGAUUUUGCUGUUAAAAAAUUAACAACCCUUCAGCAAUAGAUCCUCCUCCUCCUCCUCCUCCUCCUCGUCCUCCUCCUCUUCCUCGGGAUCUGAAAGGAAGGAGGAGAUAGAGAAGUGGAGAGGAAAAACAGAGCGAGGAAGAGACAGCAAUAGAGAGAGAGAGAGAGAGAGAGAGAGAAGGAGAAAAGGCUCUCUCCUUUCUUUACGGGGUCCUCAUCAUCACACCAUCCUGUGACUCCUACUAUCCGCUGUGUCGGUGUAUUUCUUCCAGAUAAGUGCCGGAGCCUCAUUGGAUGAGAGGGGAGGCUCAGAUGGGUCUAGGCUGUCUGAUUGGCUGGGAGGUUCACAUGUUCCUCAUUAGUACCAGCAGACUGUCUAUUUUCUGCGCCGGGGGCCCAGGGACAUGUCUCUGGCGGAAGCAGCAUCCUGGGAGCAGCCGCGCCGCGGCCCUGCGCCAGCCGAGGCACAGCGCUGAGGCGCAGAUCGGAGACGCCGCGCCGAGAUAACGGGCCUCAGUUCCAGUACCACCCCCACACACAGCGUCGCCGUCUGAUCGUCUGUCUCGUCUGCCGCGCUUCCUCCCCCCCCGCACCCCCUACACACACACACACACCCUCUCUCUCUCUCUCUCUUUCUCUCUUCUCUCUCUCUCGUCUGCCUCUGUGCAUCUCUAGCAUGGCGGCGACGACAGCAACGGGGCCGGACCUCCUCCUGACUCCCACGCCCAACCCCACCACCCUGCCCUCGCUGUCCACCAUGCCUGCCUCCCCCACCUCCUUCCCCGCCACCACCACCGUGGGGCUCGCCACCGCCGCCGAGAACGUCACCACCGCCGCCGCCGCCACCGCCGCCACCGCGCCGACUAUCCCUCUGACCACCCUGCUGACCACCACGCUGUCGGGCAACCAGACGGCCUUCAACGGCACAGGGCUGCCCCAGGUGGCAGAGCAGGCGGCGGGCAUGGGCAUGGUGCUCGUGCCCUUUGGCAUCAUCACUGUCCUCGGCCUGCUGAUCAUCGUGCUGCUAUAUGUAAGGAAACGGAAAAGACUGGAGAAGCUUCGGCACCAGCUCAUGCCCAUGUACAACUUUGACCCGGGCGAGGAGCAGGACGACCUGGAGCAGGAGCUGCUGGACCAUGGGCGAGACGGCAGCCCAGCCGGGCCCAACGCCAAGACACUGACAACAAGCCAAGGUGCCACUCAGAGGCCCAGCCGGCUGGUCUUCACCGAUGUGGCCGAUGCCAUCAAUGCAUAAUGCGCAUGGACCUGACAAACUGAACUGAAUGUCAGGACUAAAGAUCUGAGAAGACAGACUGAAGACAUUGGAGCAAUGACAUCCUUCGAGGACAGCUCCAGGUUUUUGGUCAUGACUUUGGGUGUGAUGAUGAGAGGGAGGAAGAUCGUCUGUUAUCCGUGCUGGUCUGCACCACAAACAACAUCUUGUCUUCCAAUUCGAUAUGGCUGUCUGUGUCAUGGACAAAGAAUGAUGUUAAGUGACGUUGAAUGAUGAAUGGGGGGUGAUGUUAAUUUGUUGAUAUUUCAGGCUUCAUGUAUUCAAGCAAUCAUUUCCUGAGUGUCGUGUCUUGUUUAUUGUAGGUGUAUCUGAGAACAUUGCACUAUCUGACACCCUUUUGUGUGGAAAUUCACUGCUGAAUGGAUGGCAUGUCAACAGCGUUCUUGUAUUCAAUGUUUAUUUCCUUAUGGGCACUUCUCUAAAUAGGGCAUAGAAAGAUGACUUUAUAUGAACACCUAUGGAAAAAAAAAAAUUAGAAAACUGACACGUGAUCUUAUCGCUGCCAUGGAUUCUGCCAGUCAGCGUGGUGUACUGUAGGUGAUGAUGUCCGAGUGUCCCCUUUCAAACUGGAGUAACACUUGAGUUAAUAUGCCCAUGCAAUACUGACUGGAGCUUUGUUGCUGGAGCUGGCGAGAUGACUGAGUUCAAUCAGAGUUCUGAACUCUAAAGCUGACUUUUAGACAACACUUAGGCUAAACAUUUUGGACACACGCCUCUGUGGCUGAAUGGACGGCGUGGACUGGAUUCCUUUUGAUGACUGUUCUGUUCUGUUGUUUGGAUACACUGCUGCAUGCAUUUUAGUAUCUCAUUGAAUGUUUUAAGGCUGGGUCCUAACCGUCAACAACAACAGUUGGCCAGGUGUUGUAAAGACAUACGGAUGAUAAAGGGAAACAUGAAGAGUGAUGGAUCAGAGGGAGAGAGAGAAUGAAAGAAAGAAAGAAAGAAAGAAGGAAUUUCCUCUACCCCACCUGACAUACCAUUACAAGGGGACCAUUGUGAGAGUCUAGUGUUUUAAAUAUACUUUUGUGACUAAGGGAAUAAAUACAUGAACAAAUAUUUUCUAAACUGUAAAUGGUUCUUAAACUGCAGUGGUUUUUAAACUUACGCAAGAUAAAGAGACUGUUCGACACAGUUAUACUACUGUAUCAAGGUUAACACAUGCACCUGCUGUACCUCCACAGUCUCCAUCUCUUCUGUCAGGAUGGAGAGGUAUUUAAAUUCGGUCCUGGUCCUUCAAAAGUCUACAGUUGCUUUCACCACCUUUAAAACAAGGUAGUUAUCCUCCCAAAAUGUCACAAACACAUAGCAAUUGACCAGUUCCCAGUGCUCAGUCUCUGCAGAUGACAGACAUAUAAGUUAUACAUAUAAGUUCCUGUAAGUAAAUAGAUGUUGAAAUAGGCUUAAUCACACUUAUUUUAUUAUGAACAUAUUUUAUAGUUCAGCCAGU